AUGGCAGCACAACUCUCUGUCCAACCAAGUGUCACGAAUGUCAACCCACGAAAACAUAUCACACCCCAAUGGGUAUCACUCGUAUCGGGAGGCAUAGCCGGUGGUGUCGAAGCAGCAGUGACGUACCCGUUUGAAUAUUCCAAAACGAGGUUACAGCUGAUCCAACAUGGUUCAACAACAAAAACAAACCCUUUGCGCCUAAUCGCGGAGGUAGCGCGACAAGAGGGCCCGCGUUCUCUGUAUACAGGAUGUACCACUUUGAUAGUUGGCACUGCUGGGAAAGCAGCCGUGAGGUUUGUGUCUUACGACACGAUCCGCAACGCGCUGUCUGACGAGCAUGGAAAGCUUUCGGCUGGAGGAGGAAUCUUGGCUGGCAUGGCAGCUGGCGCCGUGGAAAGCGUUCUAGCUGUGACUCCAACCGAGAGAAUUAAAACAGCACUUAUCGACGAUGCGAAGACCCACCGUCAAUUCAAUUCGGGCAUCCAUGCCGCCCGAGUCUUGGUGCAAAGGCAUGGUCUUCCGGAGCUCUACCGAGGGCUCGUUUCUACCACAGUCAAGCAGUCCGCGACAUCAGCUGUACGAAUGGGAACAUACAACAUCCUCAAAGAAAUGAGCAAGCAGCAGGGCUUGAGCCCCAACGCCUUGACUUCAUUUGGCACGGGUGCCUUGGCGGGGAUCGUGACGGUCUAUGCAACUCAACCUUUUGAUACAAUCAAAACGAGGGCACAAAGUGUCCAAGGUGCAGGCAUUGUAGAUGCAGUAAGUAGCGUGAUGCGCGACUAUGGCAUCAAGGGCUUUUGGAAAGGAAGUUCCAUGCGAUUAGGACGCCUUUUCCUGAGUGGUGGGAUUGUGUUCUCGGUAUAUGAGCAAGUAUCCGCCAUGCUUGCGCCGGUCGUCAGGGAUUAG
This is a messenger RNA of Penicillium diatomitis, 906 nucleotides long. RefSeq lists its product as uncharacterized. The coding region runs from base 1 to 906 and encodes 301 amino acids. Gene Ontology annotation, biological process: mitochondrial citrate transmembrane transport. Lineage: Eukaryota; Fungi; Ascomycota; Eurotiomycetes; Eurotiales; Aspergillaceae. The record is from RefSeq and is a predicted model, not a curated record. The transcript is spliced from 5 exons.